Messenger RNA from Adineta ricciae, 4362 nucleotides. NCBI's taxonomy places the organism in Eukaryota, Metazoa, Rotifera, Eurotatoria, Adinetida, Adinetidae. The record is from the annotation of a GenBank genome assembly.
AUGAAGUCGUGUUUGGAAGCAUUGGCAACAGAAAUAAUAUUUGAAAUCUUUGAUUGUUUGAAUCCAUGGCAUAUACUCUACGGCUUCAUUGGAAUAAAUCGCUAUUUUGAUCGAAUUGUUCGUUCAUAUCCAUUAAAACUCGAUUUUCAGCAAAUAUCUCGAUCAAAAUUUGAUUUUAUUUGUCAAAAUGUUCAACCAAAACAAGUUUAUCAUCUUCUAUUAUCAGAAAAAUUCAUGCCGGAUCAAAUACGACUCCUUCUCAAUCAUUUUCCACGAUUUCAAAAAGAAUUUCUUAACCUAAGAUCAAUCAAAUUUCUUUCUAUGAAAACCUUUCGCAUGGAUUUACCAGACAAUACUUCAUCAUUAACAUUUAAACAAAAUUUUCCAAAAGAAAACUCCGAUUCUAUUACAAAGGAAGUUAUUUAUCAUCAAGCUAAUUGCCUAACCUAUCUUAAUGUCGAUUCUGUUGAUGCAAUACCCAUUAACAACGUUUAUUUUAAUGUAUUGACACAUUUGAUCAUCAAUGACGAUUGUUUGUUUUCUCAGUUUGAACAAAUAUCUCACUGUAUUCAAAUUUCAUCACUCAUUCAUUUAAAAAUUUCUAUUUAUGAUGGAGGCAUGCCUUUUUUACCCAAACUGAAACUAGUAUGUCAAAAUCUAGUCUCAUUGUCCCAUCUCGACAUAAUUCUACGUACAACAUUGUCAUUUGAUUUCUUAGAAGAGUGUUUAAUUAAGUUGGUGAAAUUGAAAUAUUUGACAAUCCAAGCAUGGGGACAUCCUGAUCUUAUUGAUGGUACUCGAUGGGAAGAGUUUCUUCGACGAACACGUAUUGAACAAUUUAAUUUCCAAUUGUCUUUGUAUACAUCGUCAUCGUUAUUACAACAGGAACAGUUAGCAGCACUCGAACGGUUUCGAUCAUCAUUUUGGCUGGAAGAAAAACAUUGGUAUGUCGCUUGUAAGCACGUUCCUUACGAAGAACAGUUCAGAAUAUAUUCAUUACCUUAUUUCCUUCCAAAUGAAAUUGAUGAGUUACAAGGACAAAACGCGUAUCCACCAUUAUCAACCGUGCCAAUCAAUCUCCAGAAUCAAUUCUUUUUUCAAACUACAAUCGAUUCUUAUAAAUAUAUUCCCGAAGAAAGAAGAACAUUACCAAUGUAUCGUUUCACUAAAGUUCAAUUGUUAGAAAUUUGGUGGCGUCCAUAUGCGCCUGUCACAUGUCAAGAUUUUAUCAACACUCUUACGUCCUCCAUUGAUCUUAAUCAAAUUAAGACACUUGAUUUUGCAUAUACUGUUGGUCCAGGAAUCGGCUAUUUACAAUUAUUACUCGCACAUAUACCCCAAUUAAAUCACUUGAUUACGAAUGUAUUCGAUACAUCAUUGAGUUUGCCUAAACAUAUAUAUUCUUUGACAUUACAUAAAUUGAAACCUGCUUAUUAUGAAGAAUCGUUUUUUCCCAUUGAUGUUGAAAAUGUUGAUGAAUUUUCUCAAAUGUUAAUGCAUGUUCAAAAUUUGACUGUUCCAGUCGACAGUGAAGAAAUGAUGAUUCAGAUUAUCGAUAAGUUUCAACACUUGCAAACUGUUAUAUUUCAAUGUGAUCACAGUCUUCUAUCCAAUAUUUCUUCUGAAUGGUUUCAAACAAAUACUCAUCGUCUGAGUCAACGUCAUUCAAACACUUAUACUACAACACAAAGACUGAAAAUGAAUGAUCCGGCACCGACGGAAUCUCAAUCAUUUACUUUUCGCUCAAACAAUAGACAAAAAUUUACCAGUGAUGAUGAUGAUCAAUUCAGCUUAAUUAAUCCUACACUGAAUAAUAUUCAGUUCACAUGUCAAAUAAGAUUGGCAUUAAUGUUUUUGUAUUUUUGCGUGGGUAUCAUUAUUUUUAUUUUUCUGGUAUGGUGUAGCCAAAUCGACUCUAAAACUUCUGUGCACUUAACAACAUCAAAACCAGUUUCUUCUGACCCACUACGCAAGUCGCCUGUUCAUACUGUCAUGGAAGAGCCGUUCGUACCAAAUAUAUCAUUAGAUGCACUAUCAGAAUCAUCAAUAGUGUCUACUGAUGCUCCACUUCAAAAUGAAAUUGAAUAUUCCGAAAGUUCUUAUUCGACUUCUUGGCAGCCACAGUAUUUGGAAGAACAGACUAAGAUGAUCAAUUAUGAAGCAUUCAGUGAUCCGAUAAUCAAUGCAGUAUAUGUUUGUGAUACACUGUCUAAUCAAUAUAAAAGAACAAAACCAAUAGCUUCGACUUUUACGAUGGUGAAUCAAACAGAAGGAGUAUUCUCUUACGAAACAUAUAUGUCCUACAUUCUUUCAUGGGAUCCUGUUUGGCUUAAUGAAUCCCGUCUGAAACCUGGUGUUUUGUAUAAAGAUUAUUGUACAGAUAAUCGCUCAGCAACUUCAGUAAAGCAACGAUAUACAUCGUUCAGUGAUUAUGAAUCAGCACAUUUACCUUGUCUUCUUGAAGAAACAUGGCAAAAUGUAAAACAAGACAUUCACGAGCGUUUAGAACAAAAUAAAGGUAAACCACCAACGAUAUGUCAAGCAUACAUAGUUCGAACAGAAGUAAAACGAAAAAUUGGUUUGAUGGAAUUACAUUGUCAAAUUCUUACAGUGGAUGAUGAUCCCAUGCAGCCAAGAUACGAUGAUCUUCUACUCAUCACGGCUUCCCGUGACCAACAAUUCUUUGGCAUACUACAGAAACAAAAGCUUGUUUCUAAUCGUAAAUUCAUUCAUCCAAUGUUAGCUUUUGAUCCUCGUUUGAAUACUAGACCAUCAGAAAUAGUUUGUAUUGAACUAACAAUCGGCAUUGUUUUGAAGCGUUCGCCGCUAAUUACUGGUUCGUGUAUUCAUGUGCAGGUGAUGGCAUCGCUUGUUUCGAAUCUGCGUCGGUUCCGAGCUUUGUCUUUGCUUCCUUCGUUACCUUUGGUGUCAGAGCUUCUCUCUCCUUCAGUCGACGAUAUGAUCUUCCGAGUAAACUUACCACAUCUACCACAGAUCGAUAUGGAAAACAUUGGGGCAAAGAAUGCAGCUCAGUACCAAGUGAUAAAUGAGGCUGUAUCUAUCGUUUGCCGACCACGACGGAAUUCAUCUCGUGUCUACGUCGUACAAGGACCUCCUGGCACAGGCAAAUCUCACACCAUUGUUAAUGUUGUAAAAUCGAUAAAUCAACAAUGGAAUUUGAUGAGAAAGCGGAAGAAACUGCGUAUUCUUGUAUGCACUCCUUCGAAUGGUGCAUGUGAUGACCUUACACAAAGACUCGCCAAAAUAGAUGAUCUCAUCGUAGCUCGUGCUGGUCAUAAUGAAUAUACAGACACCUCUUGCGUGUCUUUGUUCAAAUCAACGAUGCUCGAAGAAAUCAUUGAACAACUUUCACCACUCGAAUUCUAUUCGUCGACAAAUACAUGUCCAAGAGAGUUAAAUUUACUGAAACAAAGAGAUUUAGAAGAAGCGAAUGUGGUUGUCUCAACGUUAAACUACGUUGGAAACUCAAUUUUUGAUCCAUUUUCUUGCGAUAAAAGUCAGACUCUAUGUUUCGACUGUUUAAUUAUUGAUGAAGUGGGCCAGUCUCUCGAAAUCGACACAUUUAUUCCUUUACGUCUGCUCAUCAGAUGUGUGUUGCUUUUUGGUGAUCCCGAACAAUUGCCGCCCACUGUUCUAUCGCGCAAUGCACAAAGUGCCAAUUUCAAUCAAUCACUUAUCGAACGUCUCUAUUCCAUCUUCAGAUCUACCGGUUUGAUACGUAUGUUAAACAUUCAAUAUCGAAUGGCGGAGCCAAUAUGUCAAUUUCCUUCGAGACAUAUUUACAAUGGACAGCUUUUGACUGAUGAAUUGGUACAAGAGGAGCGUGCUCUUUUUCGUUUAAAACCUUAUGGUUUCAUUAAUGUCGCAGAAAGCCGGGACGAACUCGAUCCCAUCUCUCAGUCUUACUUUAACCAAGAAGAAGCUCAGUGUAUUGCUGACCUUAUUCACUACUUGACACAACGAGGUUUGAUAGAACUGUCAUCCAUUAGUAUAAUUACUCCAUAUCGAGCACAGUUAGCACUAAUUUCAAAGCAAGUUGGUUCCUGUCUAGACAUCGGGACAGUUGAUGGAUUUCAAGGACGAGAAAAAGAUAUCAUUUUGAUUUCCACUGUUCGCACUUGUGGUGACAAAUGUGGACAACAAAGUAUUGGAUUCGUAGCUGAUCGACGUCGACUCAAUGUAGCAGUGACUCGAGGCAAAUAUGCUGUGUACAUCAUCGGACAUGCGAAAUCAUUAAAUGUCAAUAAAGACUGGCGUUCGCUCAUUCGCAAUGCAAGACGGCGUCGAUGCAUCCUUAACUAUAAAAAAUAUGAGGAUUUUGAUUGGCUAUACCGAUUAUAG